Molecule: messenger RNA, 2112 nt
Organism: Tetrahymena thermophila SB210
Lineage: Eukaryota; Ciliophora; Oligohymenophorea; Hymenostomatida; Tetrahymenidae
Product: ribosomal death-associated protein
Exons: 5
Cellular component (GO): mitochondrial small ribosomal subunit
Molecular function (GO): structural constituent of ribosome
Source: RefSeq, a predicted model, not a curated record
AUGAAGAUCGGAUUCAUAGAAACAAUUAAAAGAGUUGGCAAAAAUUUGGGAGCCACAAAGGAGGAAAAAUUCAGAGUUUUGGCAAAGAAAACCACUAUUCCCAACAGAAGAUUAAAAGAUGAUUCUUCAACUCAUAAAAGAAUGCCUCCUAUUGAAUAAUUCAGAACUUACACUAAGCAAAUUCUCCCUCAAAUGGAGCAAUCUAUUGAAAUCAGCAUGUUAUAGAAGUAAUUCCAAGAAAUUAAGAGCGAAGAACUUAAAUAAGAUUUAAUCCGCGCUUAUACUCGUCGUCGCAUAAAAGAUUUAGCCAAUUAAUUCUCCAAACUUGAUGACUACAAGAAAUAGGAAGAUUCCAUGAGACAUCAUGAUUUGCCUGAAUUGAAUGUCUACUCAUUCGUUCCCAUCGGCGAUCAUGAUUUCGAAGAUGUUGGCAAAUACACAAUGUUCCCUGCAACUGACAUUCAAAAAUAUUUCCUCAACAACCAAAUGUUCGGUGAAUACUUCGAAGUUGAGUUCUAUCGUACUAGAAAGUUCGGUGUUAUGAUUUCAGAAGAAGGAGCUAAGAUUGUUAAUCACUUGCAACAUAUUUAAGAUAAUAAGGAAACUCCUUUAAAUUAUAUUAACUUAUUCAAGAGAUAUCCCACUGAAAAAAUUAAAGAAAAGAUUAUUGAAGAUGAAGACGUUUAUCCCUGUCUUUUCCACGAUUUAGCCAAAGCUGCUAUUGAAGAAUUGGAAGCUUAUAGAAAUAACACUCUUUUCGAAAGACUUUUCUGCUUACCUAGUUUAUUUGAUUUAACUAUUAAUGUUGUUUUGAGAGAAUUGGGCGAAAAUCCUAAUGCCCUUCUUCCUCUCUUUUUAAAGUAAUAAGAAUAGAUCGAUAAUCCCUAAUUCACUGGCAAGAAGGUCUUCAAUCAACUCUUCGAAUAGAUCUUCAAAUAAAUUAAUGAAAGAGCUCAUCCUGAAUUCUCCAACCCUUAACAAUAUAAAUAAUUCCUUGAAGAUAUUUAGAAAUUCUAAAUUAGCAUCAAGGAUUGCACUGAACAUGAAAUUGAUUUAAUUAAAUACUGUAAGGAACCUAGAUGGAUUCCCAGAAACAUUAAAAAGUACUCUUUGAGAAAGUUUAUUGGAUUCAACUCUGGCGCUCUCUUAUACGGUGAUAGUGGUUCUGGCAAGAGUGGUACUUUACUCUAUGUCACAAUGUGGGCUCAUUACAAGAAAUGGAUUGUACUUAAUGUUCCAAGUGCUUUUAACUGGACUUAAAAGGAAUGGAAGUUCGUCAGACAUCCUAAGACAGGUCUUUAUAUUUAAAACGAAUUAGCUUAAGAUUGGAUGAAAUCUUUCAAGCACGCCAACAGCGAUUUAUUAAAGUAGAUCCCAGUUAAUAUGGAUAUUUAUGGUUUCUACAAUUUGUCUGGCUAACACGAUAAGGAAUGUGAUGCUGUCCCUGAUCUCUAUUACAAAGACAGAAAGGUUAACUUCGAAGAACACAAAAAGUUCUUGACAGAAGAAGAAAAUAUUAUUGAUGGUGAAACAAACAAAGACUUCAGAGUCAGACUAAAAGAAAAGUUAACUAAUCCCCUUACAGUCCUUGAUAUAAUCGAUUACGGUCUCGAAAACGAAUUCUUUGCUACUAAUGCUUUGUACGAAGUCCUCGAACAAAUCCGUAACUAGGAUAAAUUCUGUGUUUUAAAAGUAAUUGAUGGCUAUAAUUUCAUGUAUAAGCGUUCUAUCUAUCCCUCUUUCAGAUAUGCUACUGAUACAUAGUUAAGAUCCACUGUUCCUCCUUAUCACUUGACAGUCCCCAGAGCUUUCUUGAACUUUGAUGGUCACAAAUUUAAAAACGGUUUUGUCCUUUGUGCUUCCAGCGUUAAAAAUUUCCAUAAGCACAUUUUCGGCCCUGAUUCUAUUGACUUCCCUCUUGGAUAUUCCCACGAAAUGAGAGGCUUACCUCUCGAUGACUUCAGAGUUAUGUGUCACUAUUACCUUCAAAACGAUUUCUGGCUUGCCGAUAAUGUUGCAAAGAACUCUUCCGAUUUCCUUUGGAUGCACUCUCAAGGUAAUUGGGCUCAAGCACAUAAGGUUAUGCUUGGUCACUAGCUUGAUUCUAUGUGA